Messenger RNA from Fonsecaea nubica, 1371 nucleotides. RefSeq lists its product as hypothetical. The transcript has a single exon. The coding region runs from base 1 to 1371 and encodes 456 amino acids. The record is from RefSeq and is a predicted model, not a curated record. NCBI's taxonomy places the organism in Eukaryota, Fungi, Ascomycota, Eurotiomycetes, Chaetothyriales, Herpotrichiellaceae.
AUGUCCUCGACCGCAUUCGCCGCAUUCUGGCGGACCGACCUCGUUCGCGAAUGCUUCUUAUCUCAUGUCCACAAGGAUGAUUUACCAUCUCUGCGACUUGUGAGCAAAAGCCUUGCCGGCGACGUUGCUCCCACGCUCUUCAAGAAUCUGGAGAUUCGUUUCAGCACGAACAUACUAUCGCGCAGGUCGCGCAUGUCUGCGUUGAAAAGAAUUGGCAUCCAUGUUCGACGCCUUUCCUUCAUCAUGCCACACCACUCUGACACCUUCUUACCGCCGCUGCUCGUUCCCGGCACUCUGGAGGAAGUCACCUUUAUGUACGAGCCCCGGAUCAACACUUCAAGACCGAAUUCAUCUUCCAGUUGUUCCUCGUCAUCCUCAUCGGCCUCUAAAUACGGCUCAUGGGAGAUGAACGACCUUCUGGUCAAGCAAUAUCCUCCUUUAUUUCAUGCCGCCACCAACGUGGACUCAUUCUUUCACGCAGUCAGUUCAAUGCCAAGGUUGCAACAUCUUCAUAUCUCUUGUCCAAGUCAACCUGCAGGUCAAAGAUACCGAAAGGAUAUUGUUGACUAUGCCCUGAUAUCGUUGAGAGUGGCCGUGGAGGCCGCCAAACUAAGCCACCUUGAAUCAUUAACCCUGGCACCAAUACAUCCUGCAGCUGUAUUUUACCUUCGUCCACAAUUGAGCAUUGGGUCAUCCCCAGCAUCCUCUCGGGUUUGGAAGGGCAUCAAAUCCCUGGUCAUUGAGAUGGACAGCUUCGAAUAUGGCCGGAACCAGCCGUCAGAUCACCUGAAGAUCCUCCAUAGCUAUUUGCAGACAUUCCAAGCUCUGGAGCAUUUCGAAUUCCAAUGGAUUGGCGGCAAGGGACCUUGUCCGUUGGCUCUUCACACUGAGCCUUGCACCUCACGCCCGACAUCUCUCGACUGCUCGAAGGCGUGCCCAGACGCCAGUGCGAGACCACCUUGCAGACCUCUCAAAUUCCGGCAUCUGAAGUCUAUGCGUCUUAUCAAUGCAAGCUUGGAUGCUGCUCAAGCCUCUGGCUUUAUCAUGAGCCAUCGAAAAGUCUUACAUGAAUUUCAAUUUGAUCGGUGCCAUUUGAGAUCUGGGACCUGGGAUGACGCCUUGGCUCCAUUGACUCGCAUCGUCGGCAACGACAGCUGGAAACAGAAACAAGAAGAGGUCAUGGAUGUACCAAUCAUGCUCAGCCCAGUCAGUGAAAAAACCGAGAUGGAAUGUGUCCAGGAGCACUUAUGGGACGACGUGCUGCGGAAGAGCAAAGGCUUCCAGACUCUCCGCAAAGUAAGCCUGAAAAGCAAGGAGCUGCUUCCCGAAGUGAGGCGGUUGUUAAGGAGCGCCAGGCUUGCAUGGCAUUGA